Messenger RNA from Cotesia glomerata, 2042 nucleotides. RefSeq lists its product as uncharacterized. Bases 486 to 1505 code for a protein of 339 amino acids. The record is from RefSeq and is a predicted model, not a curated record. Lineage: Eukaryota; Metazoa; Arthropoda; Insecta; Hymenoptera; Braconidae. The transcript has 4 exons.
GCAGUGACGACUUUCCCCACAGCAGCCUCAUACCGGAAAUAAUCGCCAUUCAUUCACUAUUCUGAAUACGGAGACAUAUUCGUGUUCUACUUCUACCAUAUCAAGCCUCAAGUUUCUCGGCCAUUGCACCCAAUAAGAACUAACUCAAUGAUACCAAAAACGACUAAAAAAUUGGAUCCAAACUAAAGAGAUUGAUAUGAUCAGAUUAAAAAAAUAAAAAAAUUUGAUUAUCCAAUUAAGUAUUCGAUGCUGAAAUUAAUAUUUUGAUUCAUUAGCGGUACUAUCAAAUUUUUAGAACCAUUGAACCAUAAAAAGUGAAUUUAUUGUUAUAUUCUUUCACUGUUUAACAAAAACAGUAUAUCAAAGUAUAAAAAUACCGAAACAAGUUGCAUGAUAAGUAUUUGAAGAGUACGAUGACGUGAAACUAGAGUAAAUAAACAGGAACAGUCUCCAAUAAUUAAUAAAAAAAAAUCAAGGAAAUUAAAAUGUCUGAGAUCGAACAUCUGUCUGUAUCACCAGUUCCAUCUCAACCAGUAGGAACUUUAGUUAUCCAACCAUCAAGUUAUCGUAUUCUACGUUCGCCAAGUCACGAGAGUGUCACAACAGAUUUAUCACUAUUUAGCGUUUCGUCAUUAGCAAGCAAUGCUAAAAGCAGUAAUCGGUUAACUACUUUCAAAUCUUACAGUGAUGCACAUCUUUCUGGACGUGGAUCAUCACCAAAUCCUGAUGCUCGCGAUAGUCAAGGAAACCGGCCAGCAGACAUUCCUGAAAUUUUGUGGUUUGAAGAGGAAACAGAAUUAAUCCGUAGUUGCGCUGCGCUUUCAUCAGCCCUUGGCCUACAAAAAAGUUUCAGUGCAAGCGACGUAUCACAGUUACCCAGUCCUGAAGCAUCCUGUCCUCAGGCACUACGCUCUGCAGUUUCGGCGUUGGCUUUAGAUUCAGCACAUCGCGAUGGAUUUUUAUUGGAACAGGCUCGUCUAGAUCAUGCAUCCAGAUCUUGCAGCACUUGGGUAGCAGUUGGUGACAUUGCCAGUACAUCACAAUUACCGAGUCCCCAUGGAGGUGUUUCUCAGCAAAUUUCAUCGUCAUUGCAUCCGCAGCCUAUACCAUUCACAGCUGCUGAUCUUGUCAAGUCUGUUAACAAAAAAGUUCGCCAAAAUUAUAUACGCCGAAGAUUAUUGACGACUUACCGAGCUCUUGAAAGACUCUCUCAAAGUGAAUUUAAUCUAGACAGACUGGAAGCAGCUGCUUCGGCUGCUCAAACAUCAGGAGUUACACUUAUAGUUCCUGGUACUAUUCCAAACAUAACUGGAUCGACGAUUGUUAAUCGCAAGACUAAUAAUGAUCAUCCGCUUACUGUUAAUGAUGUUGAACGUGAACGUGGUAAACAAUUGACAAAAUAUGAAAGAAACAUGAUGAUCUUCAACUGGUUACACAAUCUAGAUGAUGAUCCUGACGACAGCCUUCCAACAGAGAGUGGAGUAAAAGUGCUAAAAAAUGAAUAGUUUUGUUUGUUACUGGUGUACAAUAUUUAAAUAAUGUGUUAAUUUUUGUGAUUGAUACACAUUUUGUUUAUAAAUAUAUAUUUAAUUGAUAAAUUUACAUUUUAAUAGUAUUUUGUUCAAAAUCUUUAAAAAGUAUAUAGAGGAGGGGAAAUAAAUAUUUUUUAGAUACAUAUCACGUUUAAGGAUUUAUAACCACUUUGAAAAUAUUUAAUUAAUAUUAUUAAAAUCAGCCGACAAAAAAAACAGUUUAUUUAUUAUUUUUUUAACAAUAAUUCUCAUAUUUUGAUAGAGACAAUCAAGCAAAACCUUAAAGUUUUUAGCAAUAAAUAAAAUUUUUGUUUCAAUUUGAUUCACACCUGUGGAAUAAAUCGUCUUCAUCUAGUUCAAUCGCUAAUCGUCAUUAAAUUUGACAAUUAUUAAGUAAUUUUUCAACCAAAAAAAUUCACCAUUUAAAUGAUAGUCAUGUUAACAUUCUAUUAUUUUUAGUAGUUUUUUAACAGAUAAAUUAUACCAAAAAAAAAAUUACAUGCAGGAAUU